This is a messenger RNA of Chinchilla lanigera (long-tailed chinchilla), 1929 nucleotides long. RefSeq names its product fatty acid amide hydrolase 2 (gene Faah2). The transcript has 11 exons. NCBI's taxonomy places the organism in Eukaryota, Metazoa, Chordata, Mammalia, Rodentia, Chinchillidae. The coding region runs from base 98 to 1696 and encodes 532 amino acids. The record is from RefSeq and is a predicted model, not a curated record.
CAAGGGAUUCCUAAACACACCUCUGCUUAGUCUGUUCAUCUUUGCUCCAGGUGUAUGCAAACCUCCAGUGCUAGGACCCUGAGGCAUCCAGGCAGCUAUGGCACCUCUGCUCACUGUCAGAUUGCAGUUGCUGUGCUUACGGGCCAUAGGUUUUCUUAUAGGCUUAAUAGGACAAGCUGCUCGUGUGUUUGGAGGCCAGAAAUUUGACUCAAAGACUACUGGGCCAGUGACUGAACCUUUGCUGUUGCUCUCUGGGGUACAACUAGCCAAAAUGAUCCGACAAAGGAAGGUGAAAUGUAUAGAUGUUGUGCAAGCUUAUAUCAACAGAAUUAAGGAUGUAAACCAAAUGGUCAAUGGAAUUGUCAAGCACAGGUUUGAGGCAGCUAGAAAGGAAGCACUUGCUGUAGAUCAAAGACUUGAAGAGAUGCAGGAAGAUGAAGCCAUCCUAGAAAAGCAAUGGCCAUUACUUGGUGUUCCUUUGACAGUAAAAGAAUCUUUCCAGCUACAAGGAAUGCCCAAUUCUUCUGGCCUUGUGAGCCGUCGUGAUGCAAUUUCAGAUACAGAUGCCACUGUGGUUGCAUUGCUGAAGAAGGCUGGUGCCAUUCCCCUUGGCAUAACAAACUGUAGUGAGCUGUGCAUGUGGUAUGAAUCAAGCAACAAUCUCUAUGGCCGCUCCAACAAUCCUUAUAACUUACAGCAUAUUGUAGGAGGAAGUUCUGGUGGUGAAGGCUGCACUCUGGCAGCUGCCUGUUCAGUGAUUGGUGUGGGCUCUGAUAUUGGUGGUAGUAUUAGGAUGCCUGCUUUCUUCAAUGGCAUUUUUGGACACAUGCCUUCACCAGGUGUGGUUCCCAACAAGGGUCAGUUUCCCAUGGCUGGUGAAGCCCAGGAGCAGUUUCUGUGCACUGGUCCAAUGUGUCGCUAUGCAGAAGACCUGAUCCCCAUGCUGAAGGUCAUGGCAGGACCUGGGAUCACAAAGUUAAAACUGGACACAAAAGUACACUUAAAGCAUGUGAAAUUUUACUGGAUGGAACAUGAUGGAGGCUCGGUAUUAAUAUCCAAAGUAGACCAAGAUCUCAUUCAGGCCCAGAAAAAGGUUGUGGAUCACCUUGAGACUAUCCUUGGAGCUUCAGUUCAACAUGUUAAGCUGAAGCAAAUGAAAUACUCUUUUCAGUUGUGGAUCACAAUGAUGUCAGCAACAACACCUGAUGGGAAGAAACCUCCGAAAUUUGCGGAUCUGCUUGGUGACCAUGGGAAAUCAAUCAACCCUCUGUGGGAAUUGAUCAAAUGGUGCUUUGGUGUAUCCAUAUACACUAUCCCUUCCAUUGGGCUGGCUUUGUUAGAAGAAAAACUCAGAUAUAACAGUGAGAAAUACAAUAAGUAUAAGAAAGUGGGAGAAAGUCUCUACAAAGACCUGCUGGAGAUAUUAGGUGAUGAUGGUGUGUUCUUGUACCCCUCACAUCCCACAGUAGCUCCAAAGCAUCAUGUUCCUCUAGCAAGGCCUUUCAACUUUGCUUAUACAGGUGUCUUCAAUGUCUUGGGUUUACCUGUGACACAGUGCCCACUGGGUUUGAAUACCAAAGGACUUCCUCUAGGAAUCCAGGUUGUGGCUGGACCUUUUAAUGAUCAUCUAACCUUGGCUGUGGCUCAGUACUUGGAGAAGAGUUUUGGGGGCUGGGUAUGUCCUGGAAAGCUUUAGCAGGACAUUUGCAGGUGAAAGUGUAUUUAUGAGUAUGUUUCUUUUUAUUGGGUGAGCUUGAACACCAGCGGGGAAGUAGAUACAAAGAGCAUAGAAUUUAUUUACACAUUCAGUUAUUCAUUUAUUACACUGUUUUUUCUUACUAUAAUAGUUAUAAUUACUUUCUCUUUCCAUUUGAUUGCAUAAGGUGCUCAUGUAAAAAGAUAAGGGCAAUAAAAUUUUCAAAUGCUGUA